GGCACCGGCCACUCGCCAGGGGGGUGAUCUGCGAGCCGGGCCGGGUCACUCGGCGGGCGCCCGAGGCCAGGCUGCCCGCUCCCGCUGCCGCCCGCCCCUCGGGCACUGCCCCCGCCGCCGCCAGAUCUCCGCAGCACGCCUUGUGUCUAGGUCGUUUGGGAAACGCCUUGGAGAGUCAAGAAAAAAAUUGCAGGUCAAACAAUGGAUGACUGGAAAAAUCGGCUUGUAAUCAAGAACAUGCUUCCCAAUUACUCCAUGGUGGGAAAUCGUCAGGAACAGAGAAAGCUCCAGGAAUCGGGAGCCGCUAAGAGAAGACAGGAAGAAGAGGGCUACCACUACCCAGGCAUGGCUGAAGGGGGUUACCCUAGUAAAAGCAAGAGGCCUUGCCUCGAAGAUGUCACUCUCUCCAUGGGGGUGCCCAGGGCGCAUGCCAGCGCAGUGUGUACCGAGCUGCAGCCUCCUCCCAUGCCCAUGAAUCCCAGCUCCGCAGCCAUGGGCGUCACCAGCCAUUCUCUGAUGCUGGAAAACAAUCCCAUGAAUGGCAGUGUCAUGGGCUCUCCGUAUGCAGUGGCGCCGCCCACCGACAUGAGCCUGAAGGGGGCACCCCAUCUCGUUCCUUACUGCGACAAAAGUAACAACAACAACAGCAACAUGCAGGCCGCCGUGGACCAAGAGCUUCAGGAGCUGCUGGAGGAACUGACCAAGAUUCAAGAACCGGGAUCAGCCGAGCUCGAUCUGGAGAAGAUCCUGGGAAACAAGCCGGAGGAGCCGCUGCUUCUGGAGCAUUCGCAGGCGAGCCUGGCGGCCCCGGCCAAGCCCACCGUUCAGAUGCCACACAUGGAGAGCCUGGGGCCCAGCAAAGAGUUCCCUCCGAGUUGUAGCCAGGUGCCUGGCAUAGCACUGCCAAUGCCAUCCUCCUCCGCAGGGGUCAGCUAUGGACUGCCCCCCACCAGUAAGCAGAUGAUGUCUCCCACGGCUUCCGGCGUGCAGGCCAAGAACCCGGCACAGGCAAGGCCCCCGGUGGCCAUGCCUCAGAUUCCCGUGCCGCAGUGGCAUCAUGCCCACCAGUUGAAGGCCCUGGCAGCCAGCAAGCAGGGCUCGGCCACCAAGCAGCAGCAGGCGCCGACCCCCAGCUGGUCCGGCCUGCCUCCCCCGGGCGUCUCGCCCCCCUACCGCCCUGUGCCGUCGCCUCACCCGCCGCCGCCGACCUUCAGCUCGCAGAGCCUCCUGGUGUCGUGCAUGUCGUCAGGCACCAUGCAGAGCUCCUCCGGCGCCUUGCUCCCUAGCAUGCCCUACGUGCCCAACCCGGCGCUCAGCCAGCAGCAGUCGCAGUUCACCCAGCAGAGCUCCAUCCUCGCGCACCUGGUGUCGUCCACCAUCAAGCACCCUCAAGGCCACAUGCUGACCGCGCUGCCCACCAGCACCCCGGGCCCGUCGCCGCCCUACCGCCCAGAGAAGCUGGCCAGCCCCGGCUUGCCACAGCAGUCCUUCACCCCUCAGUGCUCGCUCGUCCGGAGCCUGCCAACCAGCAGCAAUGCGCUGGGGCAGCAGCAGCAGCAGCAGCAGCAGCAGCAGCAGCAGCAGCAGCAGAUGGCCAAUGCCAUGUUCAAGCCCAUGAGCACCAACGCGUCCAAAGCCCCCUUCGGCAUGCUCAUGCCACCAGCCAUGGCCAGCACCAGCCACGGGGCCCCCGAGCCUCUGUCGUUUGGCAACACCAAGCCGCUCUCGCAUUUCAUGUCAGAGCCGGGGCCCUCCAAGAUGCCACCCAUGCCCGCGCCCUCGCGCCACGCCAGCCUGCUCCACUACCUGCAGCAGCCACCGACCAUGCCGUCCUCGGCCACCGCCUCGUCCACCGCCACAGCCACGCUGCAGCUGCAGCAGCACGACCCCUCGACGUUCCUGCUGCAGCAGGUGAUGCAGCAGCCGCAGCGCUACCAGCAGCGUGUCAUGGGCCCCGACGCCCUGUCUACUCUACCGAGACAGACUCAUGUAGACAAAGCCUGCAAGCUUGGGGAAACCAGGCUCCCCCAGGUCAGCCUUGGGCGACAGGCCUCAUCCUGCCAAGCCCUGGGGAGUGAGUCCUACCUGCCCGGCAGCUCCUUUGCCCAUGAUCUGGCCCGAGUCACCUCGCACAACAGCUCGCAGGCAGCGCCCUGGGGCGGCUGGGAUCCGAAGGCCUGGAGGCAGCUGCCCGCGCCACUGCUGCCUACCUGCGAAGCCCUAGCAAGGGAAGCAGACAUCCGGUCCUAUGGCAACGAUCCCUGAGCAGCGGCGGGCAUAUACCGCCCAACAGUUGAGACAAUUUCAAGCCGUCCAAGAACAAGUCAUCUUCAAUCGUAGCCGAACCACGGCCGACCCUGCAUCCAGCCAGCACGUGACACCACCCGGGCCCGGGGGCCUUUCAAACACUUUCAAGCCCGGAAUGACCCAGCAGCCAGGCCUCUGCUACUCCGGCAUCCCAGUGCCCUUCCUGUCACCCCCUGUGCGCUCACACACCUAUCCGACCCGGGCCGCCCCCUCGGGGGCACCCCUGUCUGGCUUCUGUCUCAGCUCUCUAGGCAUUCAGCAUCCAAGCCCCGACCUGCUCAGAGUGUCC
Sorex fumeus (smoky shrew) is the source of this 2596-nucleotide messenger RNA. It is a transcript of the gene MAMLD1, whose product is annotated as mastermind like domain containing 1. The coding region runs from base 202 to 2265 and encodes 687 amino acids. Gene Ontology annotation, cellular component: nuclear body. The transcript has 6 exons. Gene Ontology annotation, biological process: regulation of transcription by RNA polymerase II. Lineage: Eukaryota; Metazoa; Chordata; Mammalia; Eulipotyphla; Soricidae. The record is from RefSeq and is a predicted model, not a curated record.